UCAAAGAUGGCAUCUUGUGACAACAUCCGGAUGCUAAUCUUCGGCAUAUUUUUCUUAAUAUCUCAGAUAUGUGCUUCUCAGAACAAACAUUUAUCGGAAGAAAGGACUAAAAGGGGAGUAGAUACUUCACAUUAUCAUAAUUAUAAGGAAUUAACUCAGAUGUUGAAAGACUAUGAACGACAAUUUCCUACCCUGUGUCGUGUUGUCAGCAUCGGGAAAAGCGUACAGAAGCGAGAGUUGUGGGCACUUCAGAUAACAGACAAUGUUAACAUGACAGAACCCGGGGAACCCAUGCUGAAGCUUGUGGGUAACAUGCAUGGAGAUGAGACAGUUGGGAGGGAAGUUCUGAUUUUUCUUAUUCAGUACCUGCUUGAAAACUACGGUGUCAAUGAUCGGGUGACGAAGCUCGUUGAUAAUACCAAUAUUUUUAUCAUGCCGUCUCUAAAUCCUGAUGGCUUUGAAGCAGCAGUGGAGGGGAAAUGUAACUCACUCUCACAUUAUGUAGGUCGUGAAAAUGCUAACCAUGUAGAUUUGAAUAGAAAUUUCCCUGACCAGUUUGGCAACCCUUCUUACAAAGGAAUUUUGCAACCAGAAACACAAGCUAUGAUCAGAUGGAUCGAAAACAACAAGUUUGUGUUGUCUGCUAACCUUCAUGGUGGAAGUGUUGUGGCAAGUUAUCCUUUUGAUGAUUCAAAGAAACACCAAGAGUCUGGUUUAUACAGUGCUGCUCCUGAUGAUGCCAUGUUCAAACAUUUGGCUCACGUUUACUCCAACAACCAUAAAACCAUGCACACCAAUACUGUGUGUGUUGGUGACAAUUUCCCUGGUGGAAUUACAAAUGGAGCACACUGGUAUGAUGUACCAGGAGGGAUGGAGGACUAUAACUACCUGCAUAGCAACUGUUUUGAGAUCACAGUGGAACUAUCAUGCUGUAAAUACCCUCCUAAGAUUGAACUUCCAAAAGAAUGGGGAAACAACAGAGAAGCUCUAUUGGCAUAUAUGGAGGAGGUCCAUAAAGGAGUUAAGGGUUUUGUGAGAGAUAAAGACACAGGUGAUGGCAUUGAAAAUGCUGAAAUACAUGUUGAAGGCAUCAACCACAGGAUCACCACAGCGUCACAUGGAGACUACUGGCGCCUCCUGGUGCCUGGAACAUACACCAUCACAGCCAAAGCAGAGGGGUAUGAUCCUCAAAUUAUAGAAAAUAUAAAGGUGACAGAUGGUGAUGCUGUUUCACAGGACUUCAGUCUGAAGAAAAGGGAUGUUGACACAUCAACAAAAGUUGGAAGUGGUAGUGGUAGUGGUGAUUCCUUGGCUCCAAAUUCUACACGGUCAAUUGAACCUAGUACUAGCAGAUCUUCUGCUGCCACCGCACCCCCAACUCUGGUCACCCCUGACAACCCCCUGGGGACCCUGAUAGAGGAAGUAGCCAUGUUGUCCGAUGCAGACCAUAGACUGAAACAGUCCUUUGUGGAGCCUCAAGUCUUCAAACACCACAGCCAGGAGGAGCUGACAGAGUUCAUGCACAAGUAUGCCCAGGAGUACCCUGCCAUCACCAGGUUGUAUUCUGUUGGGAAGUCAGUGCAGGGGAAAGACCUCUGGGUCAUUGAGAUCACAGAUAAUCCUGGGGUGCAUGAGCCAGGAGAACCAGAAUUUAAGUACAUAGGAAACAUGCAUGGGAAUGAGGUUGUUGGGAGGGAGAUACUGCUGUUGUUCAUACAGUUUCUUUGUGAAAACUAUGGAAAAAGUGAAGUGCUGACUCUGCUGGUGAAUCAGACUAGAAUGCACAUUAUGCCAACUAUGAAUCCAGAUGGUUAUGCCAUUUCCAAAGAGGGCGAUGAUUCAGGAGUGAAGGGGAGAGCCAAUGCCCAUGGUGUAGAUCUGAACAGGAACUUCCCUGACCAGUAUUUCAAUAAUGCUGGCAAUGAAAAACAGGAACCUGAAACCCUGGCAGUGAUGAAGUGGAUAAAGGAAUACCCUUUUGUGCUGUCUGCCAACUUGCAUGGUGGCUCUCUUGUGGCCAACUAUCCCUAUGAUGACCUGAAGAGUGGUUUGGGAGGGCAUGGUGUCUACAGCAAGUCUCCAGAUGACCAGGCCUUCAAAUUGGUAUCAGAGGCAUACUCUUUGGCCCACAGCACCAUGCACAAGGGACAUCCGUGUGGGGAAAGAUCCAAUGAAUACUUCAGUGCAGGAAUCACUAAUGGCGCUGCCUGGUACAGUGUGGCAGGUGGUAUGCAGGACUGGAAUUAUCUCCACAGUAAUUGUUUUGAGAUCACAUUGGAGCUGGGCUGUUUUAAAUUUCCCUGGGCCAAGGAUUUACCCAGCUACUGGAAUGCUAACAAAUUUUCCUUGUUUGUGUAUGCAGCACAGGUUCACAAAGGUGUUCGUGGUUUUGUUAAAGUUCAUGACACUGGGAAAGGUUUGGCUAAUACCACCAUCAGUGUGGCUGGUAUUAACCAUACUAUCAGUACAGCUAGAGAUGGAGACUACUGGAGAAUUCUGGCACCAGGAACAUACCAGGUCACAGCAGCCAAGGAGGGGUAUAAGAGCCAAACCAAACAGGUUGUUGUGACAUCAAACCCUGCUGUCCAAGUGAACUUCACCCUGGAGAAGGACGACGUGGAACAGUGGUCCAAGCAGAAUGACUUUAAUAUAGCCAAGAACUUGGAGCAGACUUACAAGACUCAGGAGCAGAUCAAGGAGGAGCUAAUACAGAUGGCUAAAGAUAAUCCAACCUUUGUCAAGUACAGGAGCCUUGGUAAAACUGGAGAGGGUAAUGACAUGGCAUCCUUAGAGUUGGGGCAGCCAUCAGGUUCUGUGGCCCAUGUUGGUGUGUUUGGUGGACUGUUUGGUGAUGAACCUGUUGGAGGAGAGAUUAUCCUUAGAUUGGCUAGACACAUGAUUGAAGGAUAUAAAAGGAAGGACUCAGCACUUAGUAAUCUGCUUUCCAAGGCCCACAUUCACCUGGUCCCCUCAGUGGAUGUAGAUGGCCUGGAAGAGGAUGCCAAACCUGGAGACUGUACUGGGAAACAGUACAAGGAGCCUUACAUUGCCAAUGACUUUGAAGAUUCAGAAAAUGGAAAGAUACCCAAUGCUGAGGUACCAUUGUUAAAACUAUGUUUUGAGCAACACCAGUAUCACCUUGUGCUGAGUCUGGAAGCAAGAGGAGUAUAUGUCAGAUACCCACUGAAUGCAAAAAGAAGGAACAACAUGGGACGCAGGGUGUCUUACACAGAAGAUGACGAUGAAUUCAUUACUCUAGUGGAAGCCUAUGUGAACGCCCACCCUGCCAUAGGAUCACCAGAUCAGUGUGGUCAUAACUUCACUGGGGGUGCUGUGGCUGGAGCUGAAGUACCCCAGGAGACACAUCCAGGAGCCUUAAUGGACUAUGCAUACUAUAAACAUGGGACUUUCAUGCUUUCAGCCCAUGUUUCCUGCUGCAAAUACCCUCCAGCAAGUGAACUACCCACUCUGUACAGAGAUAACCUGGGCUCCAUAAUGGCACUUCUCAGUAAAGCUUCACAAGGUGUGAGAGGCAGGAUCACUGAUGUGAAGAAUCAACCCAUAAAAGGAGUUGAGCUCAAGAUUUUAAACCAUGAGCAGAACAUCACAGUGUCGGACACAGGAGAAUUCUACAGAAUGUUUCCAAUAGGACAGUUUCAUUUGCAAGCUUCAGCACCAGCUUACGAUACUCUGACCAAAAGCACAGAUGUUCUUGGUGACUCCAUAGCACAGCUGAAUUUCCAGAUGAGGAAAGAAGUGACUGAGAUGUCCUACCACAACUAUGAUGCUAUGGUGAACUUUAUGAGGAAUAUAUCAUCAACAUACCCUCACAUCUCAAAUAUGUACAGCAUUGGGCAGAGUGUUCGUGGCAAAGACUUAUGGGUGUUGGAGGUCAGUAGCAACGUGGGAGCGGCUGCCCACAGAAAGGUGCCGAUCAGUCUGAUAGGAGGUGUCCAUGGCAACGAGGCAGUGGGCAAGGAACUAUUGCUGGAACUGGCCACUUACCUCUGCAGUCAUUACAGACAAGAUUAUGUCAUUACACAGCUACUUGAGAACACCCGCAUCCACAUCCUGCCCUCUCUGAAUCCAGAUGGCGCCACAGAGGCCACUGUAGGGGACUGUGAAGGAAAGACUGGGGAGUUAAAUGCCAAUAACGUAGACCUGCUCACCAAUUACCCAAUCUCUGACUCCAAUAACAGUUUUGUUCUUGAGCCUGAGACCCAGGCAGUGAUUGGGUGGAUCCACCAGCAUUCUUUCCUAAUGUCUGUACUGCUGAGAGGAGGAGCACUGGUCACCAGCUUCCCAUUCUAUGCACCAGCUGAUGAUGCCCAGACGGGCCACCCCACUGCUGUGAAUGCUGUGUUCCAGCAUCUUGCCAGUACCUAUGUCAAAAGACAUCCCACUAUGCAGACAGGUCAAUGUGAACACAAGCUGUCUGGACACAGCCCAGAAUUUAAACAAGGCAUAGAGAAUGGAGCUGUGUGGCAGCCAGCCACCAACACAAUGCAGGAUUUCAGCUACUUAAGUGUAGGCUGCAUGCAGCUGACUGUCCAUGUGGAGUGUUGUUCUUACCCCAGGGAUAAUGAACUGGCUCAUCUGUGGAGGGCAAAUAAGAAAUCACUUAUUGCAGUGUUGCAGGAGGCUUAUCAAGGAAUCAGAGGUCAGAUCUAUAGCCACACUGGCUAUCCUAUAGAGCAAGCAGUUAUUGACAUUGAGGGAAGCCCCACACAAGCCAUCACCAAUAAGAAUGGUGCAUACUGGAAAAUGUUACUGCCUGGAACAUAUACUGUUAAAGUAACUGCAGAGGGAUUUGUUUCACAAACCAAGGUUGUGAAGGUUGAUUCUCAAAGAGCCACUGAAGUUUUAUUUGAAUUGUCAAAGAUUGAAAAGAUCAUGGGACUCAGAAAAGAAAUGUUUGUUGCCUUUAUAGGAUUCACAGCUUUUGUGAUCGUUAUUCUGAUCACCAUCAUGGUCAUAUACAAAACCUACUGCAACAGCUACUCCUACAGGAAACUCCGACCCAAUGAUUUCAUGGAUGAAGAUGAUGAAGAGCAUUUACAUGGAUACAGUGCUAGGGCUGCCUUGUUACGUAAAUCAGAAUAUCAUGAUGAGGAAGAUGAGUCAGAUGAAGAGCACACACUAUAUGCGUCCAAAGCUUAAAUUAAGCAUCCUUCAUUACCUUACAGUUUUCAAAUACAUGCACCAAGUGUAGCUGUUACCAUCUGUUUUGUAUUUGGUAUAUUUGUAGAGACAUACAAUGAGUAGACUAAUUUAGAUUAAUGUAGAUUAAAUAACUGAUGUUAAUUCCCCCAAAAAAGAUCAUCAGUAAUUCUUUGAAAAUCAGAUCUAAAUCUGAAAAGGUCAUAAAUUGAUGUCUCAAUCCAUUAUUAUGAUUAUUUAAGUUCUAACCAUUGCAACACAUUCUCAAGUAGAUGUUCUCUUACAUUCCUUAAUAUGUUAAGUAUGUUAUUAUGUUAAGGUUAACAAACAAUUAUAUAGAUAGCAUGAGUAAUUGGAAUCUUCAGCUUUGUGCAUGUAUGAAGUUAUUUCUUUACUUUUGUUAACUUGCCAGAAAUGAGUUUCAUUAUUAUUUUCACUAUAACUAUCAUAUUAGAUUUAGAGCACUAUAUAUGAAAAUAUGCACCAAAGAAGAGAUAUUCAAACUGGCUAAAUUGAUCAGAGAGGCAAAAGAUUUAUGUAGAAGUCACUAGUGUUAAGGGCAAACGUGCAGCUGUGCUUGGUUUACUGCCCAGGACUUGGUGAUUUUUUUUCUAGUUGUUAUACAUGGCCUUGUUAACUAUGGACACACAUUCAAUACACUCAUACAUGCAAUCACAUCUAAUGCACUCCAAAUGUAACACGGGUGUCACCUAACACACUAAUACCUUACACAGUCCAACAGCAACAAAACCAGCAUUAGUAUAAGGAUAACAACUUCCAAAACGUGACACUCAUGCCUCUCAUUUUGUGAUAGUUGAAAAGGAUAUUUUUGUACCAUUCUAUGCAGAGCAAUAAUGCCUAAGACUCAUUUCCUGAAAGAUGAAAUCUUUCUGGAAAUUAGUAUGGUUCUUGUUAAAGUCAUUUUAAAUGUAAAUAUGUUAUAUCAGAUAUUGGAUUCAUACAUUUUGCUGUAAUUAAGAGGCUUAUGGAUGCAUAUUUAGCUUUAAUACAAGGGUAAAACUUUGCCUUAAAGUCGGUCUUCCUUAUAUGUACAGAGUGGUAAAAAGGUUCAGAAUGACAUCAUAAUAAUCCAGUAAAUGCAUUUCAAAAUAUGAAGAUCAUGGAAAGUUGUAUAUUGGUGGGUCCUUAAGUUUUGGUUGAGCUUUUUAAAGUAUACCUAAGUUUUGUUAGCAGAGAAACAUAGUGUUUUGUGUGGAACCUGCAAUUUUGAUGGUUUCCUACACUCUUCUGUAGUUUUUGGCGUUAUCAGUCAGCAUGUCAUUAGGGACCUGUUGUAUUCUUUGAACAUUUUAACAAACCCGAGUGUCAAACAAAGACAAUCUUGUUAUCACCUGUUAUUUCCUAUAAGUGGUAAUAUCUUUGACAUUAGGAUAAUAUACUUGCCUUUUCAUGUAGAAAAAAAUCUCUCAUGAUAUUAAUGAACUCUGUUUCUUUUGAGGAAUUAUGCUGUUUAACUGGUGCUUAUUUAGUGGAUAGAUCUUUGGGUUGUCUUCACUAUAGACAGGCAUGCUGUUUUAUGUUUAUGUUGACAUAUGAUUUUGUGUUAUGGUUUGUGAAUACAUCUUGAAUGGUGAUUUAUAAUGGGUGAGUGGUCGGAUAUUAGAAAUGUGCAAAUAUUUUAAAUGUUACUGAUUGGUUAAUGCCAUGCAAAAUUAACAAUAAUCUUGGAUUUUUUUCUUGAGAAUCAAUUGUUUAUUGUUAUGAAAAAUCUUUCUGGACAUCAUCUGUUUCAUAUGUAUGAUUUUCAAGACUGUGAGUUAAACUUUAAUAAAAUAUUAAUAAAAAUG
Molecule: messenger RNA, 6968 nt
Organism: Lingula anatina
Lineage: Eukaryota; Metazoa; Brachiopoda; Lingulata; Lingulida; Lingulidae
Product: carboxypeptidase D
Biological process (GO): protein processing; peptide metabolic process
Molecular function (GO): zinc ion binding; metallocarboxypeptidase activity
Source: RefSeq, a predicted model, not a curated record